Molecule: messenger RNA, 1498 nt
Organism: Caenorhabditis auriculariae
Lineage: Eukaryota; Metazoa; Nematoda; Chromadorea; Rhabditida; Rhabditidae
Source: the annotation of a GenBank genome assembly
AUGGAGGAAUACACCAGAGAGCCUUGGUUAGUUUUUCGAAACUUUGAUGAUUUUAUUGAGAAUUUUCAGCCCCUACCGUAUCGGCGAUGAUAUCGGCUCCGCGUUUGCUAUGGGACUUGUGGGUGGCUCGAUUUUCCAAGCCUUCGGAGGUUAUAAAAACGCGGCGAAAGGACAAAAAUUGGUCAGAAAUAAAUGGGAAAAAUGAUAUAAAAUAAUUAUUUUAGGUUGGCAUGUUCCGUGAGGUUCGGAUGAGAAGUACACUGACGGGAGUUCAAUUUGCCGCCUGGGGAGGCAUGUUCAGUACGAUCGACUGUUGUAUGGUUGCCAUCAGGAAAAAGGUGGAAAUUUCUGUUUUGAAGAAAAAAAUAACUUUCUUUUUUCAGGAGGAUCCGAUAAAUUCUAUCGUUUCUGGAGGUUUAACGGGUGCUUUGCUAGCUAUUCGGUCAGGACCGAAGGUGAGGUUUUUUGAAAAUGCGCUGGAUAGUCACAAUUUUUGUUUUAUAUAGAAAUUUUUAAAUAUAUAAAUUCAUAAUGUUCCCUUUUAAUAGAUCAUUCUAUUUUUUCAAUCUUAUACUCGAGGUCUCUAUAGGGGCAACCUUAGAGGCCCUCGAAGGGUUCCCUCUAAGGACCACUUUACCAACCCCUAUAUGGGCUACUUAGGCUUGCAAAAGUGGCCCCUAUAGGGGACGUGCUUUUUGAUAAUUGUUAUGAGUUGUAAGUGAAAAAGCAUUUUCAUGGGAAAAACUGAAUUAUUAAGCGUUUUUUGAAUGAAAAUGAGAGACGUAUCAGACCCUAAACCCCUAUAAAGACCACUUUGAUUUUACACCUAUAGGGGCCACUCUGGAUCUCCUAAGUAAGUGGAGCAAUUUUCCAGGUAAUGGCGGGUAGUGCGGUCCUUGGAUCCGUGAUUUUGGCGAUGAUAGAAGGCGUUGGUCUUGUCACGAACCGAUGGAUGGGCUCUAUGAUGGAUCCCACUGCGCCGCCGGUACGAAUUCUCUUCUAGAAAUUAUAUUUUUGUUGAAAAAAUAACAGUUUUCCGUUUUAUUUACAAAUUUGCUCCAGUUUUUUGUACAGAAACCGCUUUUUCACAUUAUUUUGUCAAGAAUAGGGGAAUUUUGGAGGGCAUAUUUGAAAUAUUUUGACAAUUUUUGAAUCUUCUUAAAAGCUGUUUGAUUGUAGAAUUUUAUUAUGUUCGAAUUUUGAAUUUCAAGUCGUCGCUCAAGCUCCGCCCCUAAUGGCGCGAGAAACUAAUCAGAGAGCGAGCCAUCUACAGAGCGUCUCCGAGUGACGUCAUUGAACUUGACUUUCAGCAUCUGAACAGAUAUUAUGUCCAUAACUUCAAACUUGAAAGAAAAUUUUUCUCCUAAAUCAAGUGUUUUUUCAGCCAGAAGCUCUGGACGACCCGCGAAAUCUGCCGCCUCCAAAGAGCCAAACCGAGCCCGGAGUCGAUUCCUCGAGACCUUUCGGCCUCCCUUCGGCGUUGCCCAACCUUUCCUAG